AUGAUUUGGGCACGAACAUUGCUGUUCCUUGGACUAACCAACCUGGUCGAGGCAAACUCUACUUAUGAAAAGCCGAUAGUUGAUGCAAUGCACAGAUUCAACGUCCUCAUGAACUCAAUGCUCAAAAAUAACGGAACCGGGCUGAUUUACCAUGAUGGGGAUCCUUUGUCGCCGAGCGACUUCACGUGGUUUUUGGCUCGUGUCGAGGACAUGAUGGUUAGCUUACAGUGGCUUAUCGACCGUUAUCCCCGGAAUGAAACAGAAAUAUUGAAGGAGAACAUCGAUAUGCUUCAUCAUUUUGGUAACAAAUGGGAAGGGUGGUACACGGAAGGCAGCUAUAUCAAGAGGAAUCUGUAUGACUUCCCGCCAUCAGUUACAGAUGAGCAAUGGGCCUUUUUACACGGGGUCACAAUUGCUGAAGGUAACAACCCUUUGGCUAAUUUGCUGAUGUGCACUAACUCUCUUACUUUCGUGGAGGCCUCAAAUACGCAGCCGUGCUCCGACGUGGAUUGGACGUUUAAAUAUCAUGGCUCAGCUUCAGGAACGAUUCUAGCCGACGAACGCAUCGAUGGGCUGAAUCCAUACUACGGGUCAGAGCUCUGUACAGAUGUGGAGACUAUAUACUCGCUAGCAUACAACUAUUUUGCAAUUGGCGACCCGGAUUAUGCGGAUCGUGCCGAGUUGACGGCCUUCAACGCCUUGCCAGCAGCCGUUUCGGGAGAUUGGUGGAGCCACCAGUAUAUGACCGAGCCUAAUCAACCGUUCUCCAAAAACCUCUCGGCAACGCCAUUCUACGAUACAAAUACCAUAAGCCAAACUUUUGGUGUGGAGCCAAACUACCCUUGCUGCACUGUCAAUCAUCCCCAGGGCUACCCGAAAUUCACCAUGUACAGCUACCUCAAGAAAGGUGACUCAGGACUUGUCCACGCUCUUUUAAGUCCAGGCCGGGUGACAACUCAGUUGGACGGUCAUUCGGUGAUAAUAGAUUGCCAAACCAGUUAUCCAUUUGAUGGUCAUCUGUCUUACACAAUCGACAGCGACACAAAAUUCGACUUCUAUCUCCGUGUACCACAGUGGUCGACAGGAACAAGGAUCCGAACAUCUCAUAAUCUAACGCCACCUUCGAUGGAUCCCAAUUUCCGUCUGUACCAAUUGGAGAUCCCAUCUGGUAAAACGACCGUUGAAUAUGACAUUGGUAUGGCACUAAGAACAGUGCGUCGAGCCAACGACACAGUUGCGAUUUAUAGAGGUUCUAUCUUAUAUGGACUCCAUAUCCCACCCAUCGUGUCCUCUGGUCCUCCCAAGUUCUACAAUAACGAAACCGACUACCCGCCAGGUACUUACCCACCUCAAGCCCAAGAUCAUACUCUCUUGAACAGUACCAGCUGGAACGUGGCCAUUGACCCGUCGACUCUUGUUUAUCAUCCGGGGUCAGGACCACUACCCUCACCCACGUUCGAGGAUGGACAGUUACCUAUGUUCGUUACGGCACAGGCUUGUUUAAUUGAUUGGCCUCUUUGGAUGGGGGUGGUACCAGACUCUCCCAUUCCGAAGAAGGAACGGAAGUGCCUGGGAGAUACAUUUGAAGCGACUCUCCGGCCAUAUGGCAGUUCGAAGUUACACAUGUCGGACUUGCCCACUAUUGAGUUGGAUACGUGA
Molecule: messenger RNA, 1659 nt
Organism: Penicillium lagena
Lineage: Eukaryota; Fungi; Ascomycota; Eurotiomycetes; Eurotiales; Aspergillaceae
Exons: 2
Coding region: 1-1659 (552 amino acids)
Source: RefSeq, a predicted model, not a curated record